Molecule: messenger RNA, 903 nt
Organism: Esox lucius (northern pike)
Lineage: Eukaryota; Metazoa; Chordata; Actinopteri; Esociformes; Esocidae
Product: regulator of G-protein signaling 5
Source: RefSeq, marked provisional
AGCAGAACUUCAGGACUUCAGGACCUUUUUAAGGAGUUUACACUAAAAGGGAUUUUAAGAAGAAACGAAUAAAGGAGAAAGUAGAGAAUGUGUAAAGGGUUUGUGGCCUUACAACAAACAUGUCUUGAGCGGGCUAAACAGAUCAAGGUCAAGUUUGGUACCCUUCUCCAGAGGCCAGACCAUGAUUCCACAAAGACUGUAAUCAUCCCUCCAAAGACAGCUGAGGGAUAUCUGGAGGCACCGCCUAAGCUUGACAGGCCCUCAAGAGAGGAAGCGUCUCUGUGGGGGAAGGCCCUGGACAAUGUAUUGAUCAACAGCUAUGGCCUGGCUACUUUCUGGAGCUUCCUAAAGUCAGAGUUCAGUGAGGAGAACCUUGAGUUUUGGGUAGCCUGUGAGGACUACAAGAGGACCGGAGAACAAAGCAGAAUGGCUGGCAAGGCAGAGGGGAUUUAUAAGGAGUUCUUAAAGACCGGAGCCCAGAAAGAGGUGAAUAUUGACCAUUUAACCAAGGAUGCAACAUUGAAGAACCUGGCCAGCCUGUCUCCUACGACCUUUGACCUGGCCCAGAGACAGGUCUUUGCCCUCAUGGAAAAAGAUUCGUACGGGAGGUUCCUCAAAUCCAACCAAUACCAGGACAUUAUAAAGUAGCGACUCAAACACCGGUUGUCCAGUCGGGUCCUCAGCCAGAAUAGAAGGGUGGUGUUGGAUUGAAUGGCAUGUCAGAUUGAUUGAUUGACAUGAAUUGAACAUGAAUUGGACAACCAAUAAUGUCAUCAGACUGACUGGAAGGAGUGUUAUAGUUGAUUUAUUGAUUUGUCUGUUUGUCCACUUUGGUAAUCCAAUAUUUAGGUAACACUAGUACAGUACAUGCAUACUGACCCAUUGUUCAACAGUAUUUGAAGU